Molecule: messenger RNA, 3769 nt
Organism: Gryllus bimaculatus (two-spotted cricket)
Lineage: Eukaryota; Metazoa; Arthropoda; Insecta; Orthoptera; Gryllidae
Source: the annotation of a GenBank genome assembly
GGCAUUGGGCGAGUCCGUCUGCUCAGCGGUUGGUGCAGCUGGUUGCAAUAGCUGCUGAUCAAGCUUGUUUCCAGCUUGUUUCGUUCAGUUUUGUUUCUUUUGGUUUUGUUGUUGUGGUGCAGCGUGGAUGGGAACGUGUGGCAGGUGCCGUUGUUGACUGUUUUGGCGGGUUUAUGUUUCGAUUUAAGAAGCCAUUGUAAUUUGUUACAUGUAUCAGGGUUUGGUGAUGUACAUUGGCAUGACAUUGUGCUACUUUGUAAUAUUUUGUUGAGAAGUAAACAUUUCAUCGUUUUCAAGCAGAUUGAUAGUAUCAAGAAAUAUAGGUACGUUUUUGGCGGCAAUGCCUAGUGCAAAACGAAGUUCUUCAAGCGAGUUGGGAAAUGAUGAUACGUCGAAGAAAAAAACCAAACGCCAUUCAGAGGAGUUGCAAAGGAGUUCUACAAGUGAUUUAAGCACCAGUCUCGUGAAUUAUGGAGCCAGCACCAGCCGAAGUCAAGUUGCAUGUACCAUCGGGAACGAAGAAAAGGUUGCAGGUUACAUUGAAAAAGUUUACAUGAAGAAUUUCAUGUGCCACUCUGCGUUAGAAGUUACUUUGAACAGCAAGAUAAAUUUCAUUGUGGGAAGAAAUGGUAGUGGCAAAAGUGCAAUCUUAGCAGCUGUAGUCAUUGCUUUGGGUUGCAAAGCUUCUAUUACUAACAGAGCUUCUUCACUAAAAGAUUUUAUUAAAAAUGGAGCUAAUUCAGCAUUGGUCCAAGUAACCCUGAGCAAUGAAGGUUUGUAUGCAUACAAACCAGAAGUUUAUGGAUCUAAGAUUAUUAUUGCUCGUAGCAUAUUUGCGGGUUCAACUCCGUCUUCAUACAAAUUUAAAUCUGCAAAAGGGGAAAUAAUAAGUACUAAACGUGAAGAACUUGAGAAAAUAAUCACAGCUUUUAAUAUUCAAGUAGAUAAUCCUAUUUCUGUGCUCAAUCAAGAUACAGCUAGAACAUUUUUGGCUACUGCUGAUCCCAAAUUGAAAUACACACUUUUCAUGAAAGCUACAAAAUUAGAAGAUGUGGAUCAGUUGCAUGCUAAGACACUAAGCUGUGAGGCAACUAGUAUGAGGAGCCUUCAAAACGAAAUAGAUGAAUUGGAAAAGAAAGUUAAUGCUUUAAGGAAAUUAGAAGAAGUGAGACGGGAAGCAGUGAACUUGGAAAAUGAAUAUUUCUGGGCCCUUGCUCGUGAUGAAGAAAAAGUAUUAGCAAACAUGCAGAGUAAGAUUGACAAGGAAAAAGAAAGUAAACAACCUCUCAAAAACAGACUUGAGAAGAGAAAACAAGAGUUGAAAAUGAAGCUUGAGGCACAAAAAGAAACUAAAGCUGAAAUUGGUGAAAUGGAUGGAAAAGUAAAGGACAUAAAUGAAAGACUACAGAAAGCCACUAGUGAAUUUAAAGACCGACAUUCAGCUUACAAAAAUUCUCUUCAAAAAUAUAAGCAUCUCUUGAAAGAAAAAGAAAAGUACAAACAAGAUUGCAAUGCUGUAAAACAUGAAGUCGAAAAGCACAGAGGUGCCCAAGAGAACUUGCAAGAAAGGAAGAGAUUAACUGAAGAAGUUGAGAAAUGUAAUAUGGAACUUGGUAAAUAUGACUCCGUUAUAAAAAGCACAGAAUUGGAACAACAGCAACUUCGAGAUGAAGCAUAUGAGUUGCGUGGAAAAGUAUCUUCAUUGCAAAUGGAUAAAAAAAGGAGAGAGAAUGACAUCAGGAUGAAGAAACAUCAGUUGGAGAAAUUAAAAUCAGAGACUGAUAAUUUAUCAAUUUAUGGAGAAUGGAUGCCUAGACUUGUUCGGCGCAUAGAAGAUUGUUAUAAGCAAAAUAAAUUUGUCCGCAAGCCUCUGGGACCACUUGGAUCUUUGGUGAAAGUGGAAGAUGCAAAAUGGACGCCAGCCAUUGAAAAGGAACUUGGAAGUACUUGCCAGUUUUUUGCUGUACAUUGUGCUAAAGAUUCCCAGGUUUUACAAGGUCUUUUCAAAGAACUUCGCUUGUCUAGAAAUCCUGGAAUUUUAGUUAGCAAAUUUACAGACAAGCUCCAUAAUAUACAUGGCAGCUGUGUGAAAGCCCCAGGUUAUCAAAACAUUUAUGAUGUUCUUCGCAUUUCUGAAGUAAAUGCUGCUAAUGCUUUGAUUGAUGCAAAUGGUAUAGAAGGUAUUCUGUUGAUUCCCACUCCCAAAGAAGCUGUUAGAAUGAUGAGCAAGAAUGUGCCCAAGAAUUGUAGAAAGGCUAUAACUUUGGAAGGAGACACAUACUUUCCCUUUCCUGAUUAUAGAAUGUAUGCUGGAAGUGGAAAAUUGAGGGCUAGGUUUUUGCAGAUCAACAAACAAGAUAUGAUUAAUUUAAUAGCAUAUGAUACUCAGAUGCGUGAAAUGAAUGUAAUGAUUGAUAAAAAUCGGGCAAUGACUGAUGAUGUAUGCCGAAGAAUAUCCGAGUUGCGUAGCUUAAAAGCCAAAUUAAUUAAGCAGAAGAGCGAGUUCGAAAGUGCAAUGGAUUUAUUGCCUGAUCCACAACAUUUCUUGAUGUUGAACGAAGAAUUGAAGAACUUAGAAAAGAAAGGUGAAGAGGUGAGGAAGGAGUGUGAGGAAGUGAACAGGGAGUCUGAUAACUUAAAAGAAUUGUCUCAGAAUGCAGCAGAAGCGGUGAAGGCAAUUCAGGCAGAGAGAGAAGAUAUUGACAAGUCCAUGCAAAAAUUGCAGCUUGAAAUUACCAAUCAGAAAGACAUCGUGAGAAAGAUAGAAUCCAAAGUUAAGGAUUUGGAAUUGGCAUAUGCUGAACACUGCAGUAAUGUAGAGCAAAUGGUGGUGUCAUUGAAGAAUCAGGAGAAGCAAACUGAAGUGGUUGUGAAUCAUGCACUCAGUAUGUGCCCACAACGACUGGAGACUACAAGGCCUGCCCAUGUUAUUCAGAAUUUAAUAAAAGACCUGAAAACAUAUCAGGAUAUGGUUGAAGAAGAAAAUGGAGUUACAGAGGAGGUGGUUGAAAUUCUUGAAGAAAAAAAGAAAAAAUAUCAAGCAAAUAUGGAUCAGAUGAAUGAGAUAGAAUUAGGAUUAAAGGCUCUUUCCAAAUCCUUGGGCAGUAUGGAUUUCGAUGAUUCAGCAAGAACUUUGAAUGUUGAAAUUGCACCUGCUCAAGAGACUGAAAGACGUGAGACCAAGUCUUUAUCAGGUGGUGAGAGAUCAUACUCUACAGUUUCAUUUAUACUGUCCUUAUGGGAAUGUGUUGAACCACCAUUUUACUUUAUGGAUGAGUUUGACGUCUUUAUGGACAAAGUAAAUCGAAGAAUUGUUAUAAACAAUCUUAUAUGGUAUGCACAACAAAACAAAAAGCAUCAGUACGUUUUUCUUACACCUCAAGAUACAUCUCAGAUUACAACUUCCGAAGAUGUUACCAUUUACAGAUUAGAUGAUCCAGAAAGAACAGCAGCAAAUUAGUUUGCUUUGUUGAAUUUUUACCCCAUAUUCAGGGUUUAAACUUCUGAUUAUCAUAGUUGGAAGAGUCAGAAGUCAUGUAAUAAGAUGAUUGAAAGCAUUGCAUUGGAUGUCUGUGCAAAGUACAUUAAUUAAUAGUAAUCUAGGGUAUAAUGGACAGUCAUAACUGGAUAUUAUGCUACGUAUUUGUUAAAGAGAAAAAAGUUUAAAUAUAUUACAAUUUUUAUCAAUGAAGUUUUCUAUUGUGACUUCUUUCUUGUUAUGUAUUCUUUGUUGUUGUUUUUUCUGACAAUAAAGAGCCAUAUUAACAGA